Molecule: messenger RNA, 1188 nt
Organism: Sclerotinia sclerotiorum 1980 UF-70
Lineage: Eukaryota; Fungi; Ascomycota; Leotiomycetes; Helotiales; Sclerotiniaceae
Exons: 6
Coding region: 1-1188 (395 amino acids)
Source: RefSeq, a predicted model, not a curated record
AUGGCUGAAGUCAUCUUGAAGAGACUCCUAGAACAGGAUCCACAAAAGAAGACAUUUUACCACGGAUCACAAAAUGCUGACAAGCCCGUUCCACUACCAGACAGAAUAUGGAAACCAUUGAGAAAGUACAACCUUGCUUCAACGUCACUGGAAUACAAGAAAGACAUAAUGUCCAACGCUGAGAUUGCCUCCCCUCUACCCAGUCCUUAUUGCUCGAGUAUAAUGAGAACGCUCAGUGCUGCUUUAGCUUUGCAUACUCGAACUAAGUCUUUCAAAUUAGUGUUCAAGAAGGCCGAAAGUACCUGCAGUCACAAACGCUCGGAUUUGAUAACCGGAGAGAUUCAACAUAUUGAUAAUGAUUUUGAGAAAGACUCAAAAGAUGAAAUGGCAGCAUGGGAAGUCUGUCAAUGUUUACAAAAGAUUGUGGAUUGCACAACUGUGGACAAUGAAGUCAUGUUCAGUGAUCUCGUCCUAACACAAUCGUGCCAAGUUUCUCCCAUAGUACCAUUCCCAGGCUUUGCGAAUAGAUUCGAAUGCACACGUACCUCUAGCCAGCCUUUUGGAGGCCGAACAGGGUUCGAGAGGUGGGAAAGAAGAGCUCAGAGUACCUCAGGACCUUCAGAGGAGUUGGCCUCGACUAGGGAACAAGAACUUACCGCAGAAAUUAUCACUAUCCAGUCUCAAAAGAAAGAUGUUGAGACAAAACUUGCCACUGUUCGGUCCGAAAAAGAAACCUUUGAGCGACGUCUCGAUGAGCUUCAAACCCAAAACAGCCUAGACAUUGAAGCACCAAAAGUACAAGCUUUCAUCAAUGAACUGCAGCAUGACAUCGGAAGGCUUCAAUAUAAAGUUGACGAGGUAGAAGAAAAACUUCGAGAAGCAAAUGAUCGAGCAGAUAAGGCAGUCACUCAACGAAAUAAAGCGCUUAUUGAAAAAUAUAAACUACAUGUUAAGAUAGAUGAUUUGGUUGAGGUGGCGAGACUCAAAGAACAGGUCUCACCUGCGCCCUUGGAAUAUAGAGCAGGGAUCAAAAGAGCUAGGAGUCCGACUUUGAGCCUGAGUUCUAGAGAGAGAAGUGGUAUUGGUGGUCGUGGUGGUGGUAAUAAUUCAUUUAGCAUGAAUGACGAAGGUAAAUUUCAUGGUAUUAGUCCUCUACGUACGUUGGAUCAGCGAGCAUGUAAAGUCUGA